This is a messenger RNA of Nematocida ausubeli, 1185 nucleotides long. RefSeq lists its product as uncharacterized. The coding region runs from base 1 to 1185 and encodes 394 amino acids. The record is from RefSeq and is a predicted model, not a curated record. The transcript has a single exon. NCBI's taxonomy places the organism in Eukaryota, Fungi, Microsporidia.
AUGGCAAUAGAAAAGAUUACUUCUUUAAAGUCUCGAGUGAAAACAUUUGAAGGAGAUGAAUGGGGUACCCCGCAGCACAGCGCAGAAAUACUUGCAUAUGCUGGGUUUGCAAGGGAUUUAUCUGAAAAGUCUGCCGAUGCGGUGAUCUGUCAGUUCUGCGGGAAGGCACUCGAUGGCUGGGACAAGGAAGACAUUCCCUGGAAGGAGCACAAGAUGCACUCGUCUGACUGCAUUCUCUUCCAUAUGCAUAAAGCCCAGGCCCGGAUGGAGUCAUUCAAGUGGGGAGAGCACAGGAUGGUAGGCCCUGCCAGAGUAAGUGCUGCCUCGCACGGUCUGUUUCUGUACAACAUAGAGGACAAUGUCCCAAAUAUGUUCUGCUUCAACUGCGGGUUUAACUGCAGAAUAUCUGGGGAGGAGAGGGCCCACACAGGCCCGCGUAUAAAAGAGCUGCACGGGUGGCACAACAAAAAAUGCAGCAUGGAAAUUGCAGAGAUAGAGAACCGGAUGUUCAUUGAAGAUGAUCUAGACGAGAACUCAUACUUUUACAUGCAGCUCAUUGCAGGAAAGGUAGACACAGCAAAGAUGCCUGUAUAUACGAUUGGUCUCCCAGAGACGGCCAUAAAUAACAUUGAGCUGAAAACUGAAAGUGGCACGGAGUACAUGACAAGCAGAAGACUGCCGUCAAGAAGAAAUCUGAGUGAAGAGAAAAAGAAGACAGUGCCAGAGGAGAAUUCAAGCACUAAGAAGAAGAGCACCCUAAAAAGAAAAAAAAGUGAAGAUUCACAGACACCAGAAACUGAGGAGAGUGGAAACAAUGAAAACAGGUUUACGCCUACUCUGAAUCCAUCAUCAGAGAAUAUUUCCUUCAUUCAGCAAUCAGCAGAGACAGAAAAGACGCACAGCAGCCAUAGAGAGAGCACUGACCUUCUGAGUAUGUCUGAGAGUCCAGAGGUUUUAGAAAAGGUAGAGCCUUCUCUGGACUCCAGUGCAUCAGAGACACGCGAAAUAAUUCCAGAUGAACUUGUAAUACAGCUAAACUACUUUAUCACAUCUGAGGAGAAGGCAGCCCUUCCCAUUAAGACUGCUCUGUACCAGGGCCUGUCAAAGAUGCUUGAGGAGAUCCGGCAAAUAACCAACCAGGACAUAGAGGAUGUCCGCCAGGAAAUAUCACAGCUAUUCCAAUAA